GCGGGGUCGCGCACAUCGGGCCAUCGCACGCCAGCACCCGCCAGCUCGCUUAGCUCGCCGUCCCUUCCCCUCUCCUCGCCGCCGCCCAUGAUGGCCUCGGGCCUGCCUCUCAGAGACCGUCGCCAGUCCACAACGCCAGAACCUGACCCUGCCUGGCUCGUCACCCCCACCACUCCUCUCCGCAUCGCCAAACGUGACUCGCCCCAGCCCAAUCCCGGCGCACAGCUUUCCCGCCGCCAGUCGAACAGCUACAAGCACCUCAAGAGCAACCGACUGGUGUCCAAGUCGCCGUUUCGCUCGCAGGCGGCUGACGACGAGCCUCCCCGCGUAAGCGGCGAGAAGCGGCCCCGGCCGUUAUCGAUGGCCGCACAGGCUGAGAACGAGCACCCCCUGGGCUUCAAGCGCCGUCAGUCAAAGGUCUUCGAGGGCCUCCUCGUCAAGGAGCCUGUCUCCAACAGCCCCUUCAAGCAGCCAGAGCCCGUCCCUGACCCGCCCCUCCUCCCGCCCAAACUCGCCCCCCCGCUCCCCGUCCCCUCCUCCCCCGCCCGCCCAUCCCUCGUCUCCAAGCGGCUUCAUGGCCCCCGCGGCACCACCACGGGCUCUGUCAACAGCCGCCGCCAUCGCCGCAAGACGGUCAGCUUCGACGAACGCUGCGAGGUCGUCGAGUUCGACGUCGAGGAGGACGAGUUUGACGAGGAUGUGUUCGAGUCGGGCGAGGAGGAUGAGUUUGACGACGAGAGGGAGGAGGAUGGUGACGACGUUGAUGAUGACGAUGACAGCGUGCGACACCCGCAGCCGUCGGAGGAGAGCUACGACAGCUCGCAGGCGGGCAAUGACAGCAUCACUGGUCUGAUGGACUCGAUGCUCAAGGACCACUCGCAUCCUUCUCCGCACUCGCUUCCGUCUGAUAUUGAUAGCGUCGACAGUGUCCCAUAUGGCCCCACAAGGGCCGCAUUUGAUAUCGAUGUCCCAGGUGCAACUACUCCUCGCCCACCACGGAUACCUGCUGCCAACCCAAGCUCGCCGCUCGACUCGCCCGUCCCGCCCAGCAAGCUCACGUUGGCGUCCCUCGCGCCAGCAGACGCACAUGAACCGUUCGAGGAGCCUCUCCCAUCUCCAUACUCGCCAGAACAUCGGGUUCUCCCCGACAUUGCCGAGGAUGAUACUCUCCCCUACAUAACUGGCGAGCGCGACGUAAUGGACGCUCGCCUGUCCGCACGCUAUGCCGAAAAUUGUUCCCUGCUUCUUGACGUCCACAGCAAACCACUCCCUCCGCCUGAGCCCUCGACACCGCCCCAGCUCCCAUCAGACGCCGGCAUGGACCCCACCCAUCUCUCAAUCGGGCACUCCGAAGUCUCGCUGCACGGCCUCGCGCGCUCGGAACCUCUAACAACGGAUGAGACACCCCCAAUAUCCCGCGCAGCACUCUCGUCUCCUCCAUCCUCCAUGCCCCCCGUCCUUGCACCAGACAAGAGUCGUUUCAGCGACAGCCAAGCGCGCGCCUCUCCGCUCCUGGACCGGAUCGAGCCGUCACCCAUUUCGCUCCCACGCGGACUCACCCUCACUCCGCCCGUCCCGCCCAAGGAUGGCGUUCCACCGAGCCCGUUGUCCCUUGCGAGUGGGUUGCCACCUCCGGUUUGGCCGUUCAUCGCGUCACAGACGGGGCGGCGGGGGCUCGGGUCGCCGCUCAGGCGUGCGGUGGAAACGAGGUUGGAUAACGAUACAUCAAUCAUCUCGGACCCGAGUGCCAAGGAUACCGAACCUGACGACAUGGAGCAUGAGGCGGACGAUGAGCAGGAUGCGAAGAUUGGCACGGAGAGCCUCGUGCGGCCACGCAUGAACCGCGCGAUGAACCUAACACACGACGGCGUGCUCGCUCUUGACCCCGAGCCACAGCCAAUCGACCCGCCGCGCCCGACAAUCCACACGCGCGCGCACACGGACACAGUUACUCCAUUGCAGGAACCCGCGCUUGGUGAGGGUUUAGACGAGAGUCGUCCGCCUGCACAGCGCCUGGAGGACGUGAGCGCGCUGGAUCAGCUGAUCAAGGAUGUUGCACAAACUAGUACGAACGCCCCGUCCGCUGUGGAGCAUGCGCAGGCACAGGUGGACGCUGUCGCGGAGGGCAUCAAGGCGCUCCAGUUUGAUAACAUCCCGACGCCCUCGGACGAGGCGGCAUACGAGAUUGAGACGGUGGAUGCCCGCCGCCCUGGUCAUGCGCGGUCGCGAAGCGAGCCUGCUCCGCUGGAGUUCCGCAUAUCUCCUCCCGACGAGGACGAGGAGCGCCCUGCGCCUGCGCCUGCACCAGUGCCGAUGCCGCCUACGAAGGAUCGUGAUGAUAGAGGGCGAGACGUGGUGAAGGAGACUCAGGAGACAGAAGGACGGCCGGGAAAGCGGAGGACGAAGAGUGCGAGCGCAGUGGAAGUGCGCAGCGGUGGGUUGUUGGACAUGCUGCCGAUCGAGAAGGAGGACCCGUUGGAGUACAGCAUCAAUCGUGAGUUGAAGCGGCUGGAAGUUGCGGCCAAGAGCAAAUAUCGCGUUCGAGAGCACAAAGAAAUGAUUUAUGCAACCUCGGAUGUGGGGCAUGCAUCUUCUGCUGAUAUUGCGGUAGAAGUCGAACCUGAUCGGGCGUGGAAGACGGUCAGGCAGCCGUCGGAUAUGAACGAGUAUGCGGACCAGAUCAGAGAGCUGCAUGCGCAAGACAAGUCGGGCAAGAUGUACGGGAAGGUGUUCGUUAAAGUGCUUGGGAUCAAGAGCAUCGUCCCUCCUAUACCUGACCACCCGACUGUCAUCAACUGCACGUUGAACAAUGGCAUACACUAUGUCACCACGCCUGAAUGUCGGCUCGAGCGAGAGUGCCGGAUCGAGCAGGAGUUCGAGCUCAUUGAACAUAGCAAGCUCGAGUUCACGCUGACGAUUAAAGUCCGCCGCGAUCCACACAUCAUAAUGCAGUUCAAAGCGAAUGACCCACCACCACCCCCUCCUACGCAACCCGUCACCCGACAGGCACCUCCUCCCGCUUCCAAGGGCGGCAAACGCCCCUUCUUCUGGCAGUCCGGGCCCAAAAAGAACAGUCGAGCGAUCAUGCCACCGCCCGCCGCGACUCCCGCGCCCGUGCCCGCGUCCUCCGAGCCGCGGAUGGUAGAGAACCUGGCGCGGUACCUGAAAGGGGACGGGACAUUUGCGCGCGCGUUCGUGUCAUUUCGGGACAUUGCAGCGCGGUGCGACACGAAGCUGCUCGAGACGAGCUAUCCGCUUAUCGGGCAGCGCGCGGAGAGCAAGACGACAACAAAGACGAUGCAGGUCGGUGAGAUCAUGCUGCAGAUCUUCAGGUUGCCUCCGCUGCCGGGCGUCGCGGCGGAGCAGCUGCCGCAAAGCCUGGAGGAGUGCCACCGUGGCUUGAGGCAUACUGCGUGGCAUAAGGUGACCUAUUUCGAGGGUACGCUGACACAGUAUGGUGGCGAUUGCAAUUCUUGGCGGCGACGCCACUUCAGGCUGACCGGGUCCAAGCUCGUAGCCCAUAAUGACGUCACGAAGAAAAUAACAUCGGUUAUCGACUUGAGAAAGCUGACUGCAGUUGAGGACGAUGAGGACAUUCGUUCGUCGAUGAAGAGCCCUUCGUCUGGGUCAAGCUCGCAUAGUCGGCACCUCGACGAGUUUGAUGGGCCCUAUGGCGCGCAGCGAUCCUUCCGCCUGUUGUUUACUCACGAUCAGGUCAUCGUAUUCUUUGCUGAUACGGAUGAGGACAAGGCGAGAUGGCUGGAGGUGCUACGAGCCCUUGUGGGACGCAUCCCGCCCAAUCCACUCUGGGCAGAGCUAGUAUGGCACCACCAGCAAGAGCUCGCCAAGCAGACGGUGCAGCCCAAAAUGCACAACAGCGCGCCGAACCGCUGACCACGUAUUCUCGUCAUGACUUGCAUGACCGCCCCGUCCACAUUCUCUGAUCUCGCAUCUUCCGUCUCCAUCUCAUCGCCAGACAGACAGACAUUAAUCAUCGCAUCGCAUCGCAUUCGCAUUGUAUUCCAUAGCUCCCACAGCUUUUUCAUACCUCUCUCUCUCUUGUCAUGUCAUGCGGGAGUGCGUCCUGGACGGACCAUGAAUGCGGGCACGGGCACGGUCCACGGACGCUCUCAUUGUAUCGCAUACCCCUCAUAAUGCAUACCGGCUCGUAAUGCAUAACGUUAUAUCGGUAUAUCGUAGCGCAUAAUAUAGCCGCAUAAUGUUAUGUACCCGUAGCCUUAGAUGGUCUUGGACGAAUAUACCUCUCAUCGUCGUCAGUCGCAUGUGUCACCGUGCAUGAUGUUGGACAAAUCAUCUCGUGAGCGCUUGAACAGCUCUGGCGGAUCGAUGAUGCGGCAUGCUGUUCCGUGUUUU
Molecule: messenger RNA, 4374 nt
Organism: Laetiporus sulphureus 93-53
Lineage: Eukaryota; Fungi; Basidiomycota; Agaricomycetes; Polyporales; Laetiporaceae
Exons: 8
Coding region: 88-3894 (1268 amino acids)
Molecular function (GO): GTP binding
Source: RefSeq, a predicted model, not a curated record